AUGGUCUUCCUGAUUUGGGCUUUUGCUAUACUCACAGUAGGAGCUGUGAAUGCAGACCUAGGACAACCUCACCCUCUGGCCCUCGCCUCAUCAUUUACCAAUAUCUACCACCAACUUGAUAGCAUCCACCUCGGAAACUGUUCCCUCGCCAACGCAACGCUCCCACUGAGCGCAACAAAAACCCCUCUUCCAGCUCCAUCCACGAACCUCACACUCAAAUACGUUGCAUUGGGCCGAGGAACUCAAAACUACACUUGCCCAUCGAAUAGUUCCUCGGACCCCGAGUCCAAAAUCAAGCCCGAAGCCACAGGCGCCGUUGCCACUCUCUUCGACGCUUCUUGUCUCGCAGCUGCAUCUGAAAGUCUACUUCAUGAAGUCCCAGUCCUGAUCAGCACCACUCCUCUUGGAUCAUUGGCAUUCAUGGCAGCCCUUGUGGCUCAAGGCACAAGAAGCACCAAUCUGAUUAUCGGCGAACAUUACUUCAAUGGACAAGGUGACCCGGUAUUUGAUCUGAGCCUGAGUGGCCCCGACUCUUGGAUUGCUACCACCAAAAAGGCCGCUGUUCCGGCACCAAAUUCGACCCUGGGAACAUCCAUUGAUGUUCCUUGGCUCAAGCUAGGAUAUAAGAAGGGCCAUAAUCUUGAGGAGGUCUAUCGCGUCGUCACAUCCUUGGGUGAUCCGCCCUCCACUUGUGCCGGCCAAAAUGCGACGAUUCUAGUGCCCUAUGCGGCAGAAUACUGGUUCUACGGGUAG
This is a messenger RNA of Penicillium brevicompactum, 753 nucleotides long. RefSeq names its product DUF3455 domain-containing protein. Bases 1 to 753 code for a protein of 250 amino acids. NCBI's taxonomy places the organism in Eukaryota, Fungi, Ascomycota, Eurotiomycetes, Eurotiales, Aspergillaceae. The transcript is spliced from 2 exons. The record is from RefSeq and is a predicted model, not a curated record.